Messenger RNA from Angiostrongylus costaricensis, 831 nucleotides. NCBI's taxonomy places the organism in Eukaryota, Metazoa, Nematoda, Chromadorea, Rhabditida, Metastrongylidae. The record is from the annotation of a GenBank genome assembly.
AUGCAGUACAUAGGACAUGAAUCACUAGCAAGGCACGAGAAUCUAGAGGAAUGGAUGGAGGAGGUACGUAAGAACAAUAGUUAUGUGAAGAUUGUACCUCGUGUGCUGUUCGAUGAUUGGUCACCUGAUCAUAUCAAUCAGUUUAUUCAACAUGAGGCAUGGAUGAAUCGCUGUCUAGGAGAUCUGAUUAAUCUUCUUACACGCAGUAAUUUCGAUGGUGCGGUGAUAGAGUUUUGGUCAAAGGUUAUGAUUCAUACUCGAGGGGAAGCUGUAAAUUUGCUCGUCGAAAUGAUGAAUUCUUGGGGAUCAACUUUUCAUAAGCGAAAUAUGCAAUUCAUCUUAGCCGUUGGUCCUGCACUUAAUCCAAAAAAUCAAAUAACAAAAAUGCUAACCACGUCACAUCUUUACGCAUUGGCCGAAAAUGUCGACUAUAUACAGAUGAUGACUUACGAUUUUCCUUCGACAAGUCCUUCGGGGGUGGCUCCAUACGACUGGGUUGAACAGAAUGUCAAGUCGCUUUUAGAUCGAGCACCACCAGACUUGGCCAUCCAUUUGAUGCUUGGUUUAAACCAUUACGGUUAUGAAUACACUAGUGAUGGGAUGCAGGCGAUUAAUUUUGAUCAAUACUUGAAAAAAUUGAGGCAAGCGGACAACAAGCUGGAGUGGGAUGCUAACGCGAAAGAACACGUUCUUGUUACAUUUGACUCGAAAAUCUACUAUCCAUCGUUGACGUCGGUUGAAAUGCGCUUGAAUAUCGCCCGCAAAUACGGCGUAGGUGUUGGAAUUUGGGACUUCGGUCAAGGAUUAAACUACUUCACUCAGCUUCUGUGA